AUGUCGGACAAGGAGCGAUUGAACCUGCUGAAGGAGGUCGCCGGAACCAAGGUCUACGAGCAGAAGCGCGCCGAGUCCGUUCGCAUCAUGGAAGAGACGGAUGGGAAGCGCGCCAAAAUCAAUGACCUGCUCGACACUAUCGAAGAGCGUCUCGAGGAACUGGAGGGCGAGAAGGACGAGCUCAAGCAGUACCAGGAGAGUGACCGCGACAGGCGCUGCCUUGAGUACGCUCUGUUCAAUCAGGAGCUGAAGGAAGUCACCGACAAGCUGGAGCAGAUCGAGGAUGAGCGCAGCAACGAUGUGCACGACAGCAAUGAGCGCCGAAAGGAGUUCAACGAUCUCGAAAACAAGAUCCAGCGGGUGGAGGAGAAGCUGACGGAAUCGAAGCACUCUCUCGCCACGACCCAGAUCUCCCACAAGCAGGAUGAGGCGGAGCGCGCUGACCUCGUGCGAAACAAGGCCGAGGUGGAGUGUGUGAUCGCCGACUUUGAGCAGGCUGGCGAGAACAACGAGACGCGCCGCCUGGAACUUGCCGAGCAGCUCGAUAACAUCGACAAGCGAGUCGCCAAGGCUUCCGAGGACUUCAUGGGCGUCAGCGUCCAGUACGAGACCAACCUCGCUCUGGAGCGCCAGGAGAAGGAGAAGCUGGAGACGACGCAGUCGAAGGUCCAGGUUCUGUUCGCCAAGCAGGGUCGUGCCCGCCAGUUCGCCUCCCAGGCCGAUCGUGACCAGUUCCUGAACAAGCAGAUCCAAAGCCUGCAGGCGUUCGAGCAGCAGCAGCAGAAGACGAUUGCCGACCUCCAGCGCGAUGUAGCCAACGCCAAGGCCAGUCUGGACGAGAUCUCCAAGCGCGCCCAGGACCAGCUCCAGGGAGAGGAGGAGAGGCGUGAGCAUCUGAAGCAGAUGAGCGAGGAGGCUGCCAAGCUCAAGGUAGAGCUCGACGGUAUGCAGGAGAAGAGAAAGGAACUCUGGCGCGAGGACGGAAAGCUGUCUCAGUCGGCGCACAAUGCGAAGGGCGAGCUCGAGACGGCUGAGCGCUCGCUGCAGAGCAUGAUGGACAAGGACACGGCGAUGGGUCUGCGUUCCGUUAAGGCUAUCACGAAGCGACUCAACCUGCAGGGUGUCUAUGGACCGCUGUACGAGCUGUUCGAUGUCUCGGACAAGUACAAGACGGCUGUUGAGACUGCCGCUGGCGGAAGCUUAUUCCACGUUGUCGUCGACACUGAUGAGACGGCCGCCACGCUCAUCAAGAUCAUGAACCAGGACAAGUCUGGACGCGUCACCUUCAUGCCCCUGAACCGUCUCAAGAGCAGCAACGUGCAGUACCCGAAAUCCAACGACGCAGUCCCGAUGAUCCAGAAGCUGCGCUUUGACCGCAUGUACACGAUGGCGUUUGAGCAGGUGUUCGGCCGCACCAUCAUCUGUGACGACCUCACCGUCGCCGCCCAAUACACCCGUUCUCACGCCCUGAACGCCGUCACCGACGAGGGCGACCGCGUUGACCGCAAGGGUGCCCUCACGGGUGGUUACCACGACGUCCGCCGAUCGCGCCUCGACGCUGUGCGCAAGGUCAAGCAUUGGCAGAAGUCUUACGAGACGGUCGCCGAUCGUCACAAGGAGGUCAAGGAGAGCCUGAUCACGCUCGAGCAGGAGAUUUCCCAGGCCAUGGGUAAGAUCCAGAAGUUUGAAGCUCGACGAAAGGCGAUUCUGGACGACCGCUCCAACCAGGCGCGCCAAGCCAACUGGACUCAGCGCGAGGAGGAGACCGCCCGCCAGCGUGUCACUCGCCUCGAGGGAACGCUCAGCGAUGCUGAGGCUCAGCUUCGUGGUGCGGCGACGCAGCGGACUGCCUUACAGGAUGAGCUCAAGACGCCGCUACAGCAGCAGCUCUCGCCGCAGGAGGUGCAAGAACUUGAGGUUUUGUCGCAGCAGGCCGAAGCGCUGAAGGAGUCCCUCCUGCAGGCGGCCAACGCUCGUCAGGCGAGCUGGGCUGAUCGCGGUCAGCUCGAGAUUGAGCUGACGGAGAACCUCCGCCGAAGGCGAGAGGAGAUCCGCAGCAAGCUUGACGACCUGGAGGGAGCCGCUGGCGCUGGUGUUCUGCAGUCUGGCGAGGUCGAGCUGCGCAAGUCUGAGCUUAGCACGAUCAACCGCUCGAUCGCCGAGCUUGACAAGCGAUUGAACUCGACCGAGAAGGAGAUUGAGAAGGUGCAGAGCGAGAUCAACGACCUCUCGAUCAAGCUCGAGGACCUGCAGGCGCGCCAGAUGGACAGCACGCGCGCGAUCGUGCGCGCUCAGAAGAGCGCCGAGCGCUACCUUGCCAAGCGCCAGAUGCUCGUGAACCGCCGGGACGAGUGCAACACACAGAUCCGUGACCUCGGAGUGCUUCCGGAGGAGGCGUUCUCCAAGUACCGUGACGCUCCGCCGGCCAAGAUCCUGAAGAAGCUGAACAAAGUGACUGAGACGCUGAAGCAGUUUGUGCACGUCAACAAGAAGGCGUUUGAGCAGUACCAGAGCUUCACGAAGCAGCGCGAUGAGCUGCUGCAGCGCCGCGAGGAGAUGGACGAGUCGGCGCAGUCGAUCAAGGAGCUGAUCGAGACGCUGGACCAGCGCAAGGACGAGGCGAUCGAGCGGACAUUCAAGCAGGUGUCGGCGUACUUUGAGGACGUGUUCGAGCAGCUCGUGCCGGCGGGCAAGGGCCAGCUCAUCAUGCAGAAGAAGCAGGAUGGCGGCGCGGCCUUUGACGAGACGCUCGACUCGACGGCCGAGGGCGGCGAGAAGAGCGAGAUUGACAACUACACUGGUGUAUCGAUCCGCGUCUCGUUCAACUCGAAGCAGGACGAGGGCCUGCUCAUCCAGCAGUUGUCCGGAGGGCAGAAGUCGCUCGUCGCACUCGCGACCGUGUUCGCGAUCCAAAAGUGCGACCCGGCUCCGUUCUACCUGUUCGACGAGAUUGAUGCCAACCUCGACCCGCAGUACCGCACGGCGGUCGCGAACAUGAUCCACCAGCUGAGCGACAGCGCGCAGUUCAUCACGACGACGUUCCGCCCCGAGAUGCUCCAGUUUGCGGACAAGUUCUAUGGCGUCUUCUUCGACAAGCAGAAGGUGUCGGACAUCAAGACCAUCUCGCAGGAGGAGGCGUACCAGUUCAUCGAGACGGCGGCGGAGCUGCGCCAAUAA
Molecule: messenger RNA, 3177 nt
Organism: Trichosporon asahii var. asahii CBS 2479
Lineage: Eukaryota; Fungi; Basidiomycota; Tremellomycetes; Trichosporonales; Trichosporonaceae
Product: chromosome associated protein
Exons: 2
Coding region: 1-3177 (1058 amino acids)
Biological process (GO): mitotic sister chromatid cohesion
Cellular component (GO): chromosome
Molecular function (GO): double-stranded DNA binding; ATP hydrolysis activity; protein binding
Source: RefSeq, a predicted model, not a curated record